ACGAAUGAUUUAAAUACAGGUGCACUUGAACAGGUACGAACAGUCACAACCAUAUCCGUGAUUUGGAUACUACCUGGAAGAAUCUUAAAUCUUUAGUUUUUGCUACUUAAACAUUCGAAAGUACGACAAUGGAGUAUCUACCAGAAGACCCGCUAUUAAAGUUUCAUCCUGAUACAUUACAUUAUGUGAGAAAAACUUAUAAAUUGGAUCAUGCAGAAUCCAUGGCUAAGGCUAUUGAUACUCUUGAUGCGUGGGUGAAGAAACAGGAUCAUUUUAUUAAAAAGGAUUACAAUCGUGACUAUUUAGAGAGAACAAUAAUAAGAGCAGAGGGUUCAGUAGAAUACGCGAAAGAGCAUCUAGAGAAACUUUGUAAAUCAAGAAAAUUAGUACCACGUUUCUUUCUCACUGGUGACUUUGGUACCCCUCUUCUUGCUGAUAAAGAAGAUGUAUUCUUACCAAAACUAACGAAGGACUACUACAGAGUUUAUCUUGCACAAAAUAAAAUACAAGAUUACAAACCAGAAAUGAACGAUGCCUAUUACAAGCGCCUGAUUUAUAUGUUAGAAUACAUCUGCGCUCAUGAUUAUUCUUGCGGAUUCAUAUGGGUCUACGACUUUCGACAAACAAAUAUGUCCCAGUUUCUUAAAUAUUUGGACAAAACUGACCUCGGACACUGCUUCAAUAUUAUAUUGAAUGCUUAUAGCUUCAAGCUAAAAGGCAUACAUAUUAUAACAACGUCAAACCUUGUGGAUACAUUUGUGUCAAUGUUGAAAGAAGUAGUGAAUAAGGAAGUCCGUGAACGUAUCCAUGUCUUGAAAGAUGUAGAAGAACUGUAUGAUCAUGUCGACAGACAUAUUUUACCAGAGGAAUAUGACGGCCAAGAAACAUCGAUGUCUGAAUUAUAUCAUAAAUGGGUUGAUAUACUGGGCUCAAAGGAUUAUAAUAAGUAUAUGGAAGAUAUGAAUAAAGCGAAAACAAAAGACUAA
Diatraea saccharalis (sugarcane borer) is the source of this 986-nucleotide messenger RNA. NCBI's taxonomy places the organism in Eukaryota, Metazoa, Arthropoda, Insecta, Lepidoptera, Crambidae. The record is from the annotation of a GenBank genome assembly.